Paramecium octaurelia is the source of this 1008-nucleotide messenger RNA. Lineage: Eukaryota; Ciliophora; Oligohymenophorea; Peniculida; Parameciidae. The record is from the annotation of a GenBank genome assembly.
AUGAGCAACUUUAGUAAUAAAAAAGGUUUUACAAAUUAUUCUUAUUUAGGAGGAAAAUAAACAAGGACUUAAAUCAAGAAGUAAGCGGCUGCAGCCCCUGCAAUUACGAAGAAGAUGAAGCUGAUUUCGAAAGGCAAAGGGAAAUUUCUAUUGGAAGUGGAUGAAACUUUCAUCAGUCAACUUUAAUAGGCAAAACAAUUUUUAUCAGAACUAAACGAUACGAUCCAUGGUCAAGUUGAGUUGAAUCAGGGAAUGAUACAAGAGUCUAAUCCCCAAUUUGAAUAAUAGGAGGAUGAAGGAUCUUCCUCUGCAUCAGAGGAAAAAAGUGGAGCUCAAUUGUCUCAAUAGCCACAAGAACAACAGUCUUAAUAACCGAAUGAAGUGAAGGAAACGCAGGAUUUUUACAGGUAACAAUCUGAAUCAAAUUAAGACGCAUUCCUCAUUUUUUUAUGGGGAGAUUCAAAAAGUGGGCGAAAAUUUUAAAAGAAGAUGAUGUUAGUACAUUUUUACAUCAAUUAAAGUCGAAUAAAAAAUCAAAAUAGGGAAGAUAUGAGUUAGGGGAUUUCCAUAAGUAAGGAUUUAAUUGUAACAAAAGGUGUUUUUAGGUUGAUAAGGGUGAUAACAACGAAUAAUAGAAGCAGAAGAAAAAAAUAAAAGAAUUAUUCCUUGAAUUUUUGUAGAACGAAGCAGUCCUAUAGAUCAUCCAAUAUAACAAAAUAACCAACCAAGAUCAAAAGGUAUAUAAGGCAUUUGUCAAUAUAGAUUAAAUACAUAGACGUCAUCCCAAAUAUGGUUUAGGAAAUGUACAGCGAUAAGCCUUUUGAUUAAUUUUUAGCCUAAUAGAACAUAGAGAAAUAAAUCAACAAAAAAAAGCAAUUGUUGACUGAGACAUAAGAAGUCAAAUAAUAAUAGUAGCAGCAACAACUCCCUUAACAAAAGCAAGAUCCUUCUUUUGAGGAGCCACCUAUAAAGUUUACACGAGAAAUGUCAUUUCAAAGCUAAUUAUGA